AUGGCCACAUCAUGUCCCCACAUUUCGGUAGCACUAGGAGAAGAGGCUUCGAACAGUGAUGUUGGAAAGAAGUUCAUGUCUGUGAUAUCUUGGAAUACGUAUCGGUCGCAACCUACCCGACCGGCGAAGCGGAGGAAAGUAAGCACCUUUUUCUCCCAUAUGCAGUGUGUCGACGCCAAAACUGGAUCGCUCUUUUGCAAGGAAUGUGAUGACUUUGUCUACGACUCCAGCAUUGAAUCUCUACACUUGUCUGCCAUGGUUUCUGCACAAGAAAAACGAACAAAAUACCAGAGUUCGAAACAUCCUAGAGAAGCCUAUAAACCUUGGACACCGAGUGCAAAAGAGCUUGAGGCUCUUGGGAACGCGGAGAAAAUCCCAUGUCAUGGACGUAGAGGACUUUUGAACCUUGGGCAGACAUGUUAUAUGAAUGUUGUGUUGCAAUGCUUCAUUCACAACCCCCUUCUUCGAAACUAUUUUUUGAGCGACAAACAUAACUGCAAGCAAUGCAAAGUGGAGAACUGCACAUGUUGUGAAAUGGACAAGCUAUUCACCGAGAUCUACUCAGAUGAUCCAGUUCCCUACGGCCCGAUCAGUUUCCUCGCCACGACAUGGAAAGCGUCUGCCGAGAUUUCAGGAUACGCCCAACAAGAUGCACACGAGUUUUUCAUGGCGAAUCUGAACCAUAUCCACUCGACAUCUCGUGGUUGUACCAACGUCUCCUGUAAUUGCAUCAUCCAUUCGACGUUUUCUGGAUCCCUUCAGAGUGAUGUCACAUGCGAUCGAUGUGGCAACGUUACAACGACCAUUGACCCCGUCCUUGACAUCAGUCUUGAACUCAAAGGCAAGGCUGGCGAAGCGUCUUCGGGAGAUACUCUGGGUGCAUGCUUACGAAGGCACGUUCAUUCCGAAAAACUAGGGAGAGAAUAUAGCUGCGCUAAAUGUGUGAAAGCAUCGCCAGAAGCGACAAAACGAUUUAGCAUACAGAAACUACCGCCAGUCUUAGCUUUUCAAUUCAAGGUCGGUCUUCUGUUUAUACAAAGCACCGUUUCAGAUGAUUUUAUCUUCACGGCUUCGAACACACAGCGUUUCGAACACAAGACAAAUGAUAGAUCUUCGGCGCGCAAAAUCGAUACUCCAAUCCGGUUCCCCGCGUCGAUAAAUAUGGAACCUUACACGACACAUUUUCUCAAGGAAGCAGGAAAAGAAAAUAUCGGGUCUCUUUCGUCAAUACCUGGCCGAGAGACGAUGUGCGAGUAUGAUCUUUUCGCUGUGAUCAACCAUGAAGGGCAGAUCAACAAUGGCCAUUACACCAACUUUGCGCGCUGCAAAGAUGAGUGGUACCGGUUUGAUGACGAUAAGGUUACACCAUCGAGUUUAGGCGCAUGUCUUAAUUCGAACGCAUACAUGUGCUUCUAUGUCAAGCGACACCUAGAUUAUAAGCCAAACAUGACGCCUACGUAUGUGCUGACGAGGGAGACGGAGGCCCUUCGGGAGAAAGAAUUGGAGAAAGAGAAGGCUGCACGCAUGAGGGAAGUUGAGGACGAUCUGCUGUCUAUGCUGUGA
Molecule: messenger RNA, 1563 nt
Organism: Psilocybe cubensis
Lineage: Eukaryota; Fungi; Basidiomycota; Agaricomycetes; Agaricales; Agrocybaceae
Exons: 10
Coding region: 1-1563 (520 amino acids)
Biological process (GO): protein deubiquitination
Molecular function (GO): cysteine-type deubiquitinase activity
Source: RefSeq, a predicted model, not a curated record